AUGGAACAUCAGAGAAAUGUUACAGAAUUUAUUCUUUUGGGGCUCUCAGCUAUUCCAGAGGUACAAAAAAUGUUGUUCUUUGUGUUCAUUAUUAUAUAUGUCAUCACCAUUGGGGGCAACCUCCUCAUUUUGGUCACCAUUGUUUUUAGCCAGGCACUAACCACACCCCUGUAUUUUUUCCUGGCUUACCUAUCUUUUAUUGACACUUGCUAUUCUACCUCGGUGACCCCAAAACUCAUUGCAGAUUGUUUGUAUGAGAAGAAAACCAUCUCUUUUAAUGGGUGUAUGACUCAGCUCUUUGCAGAACAUUUCUUUGGUGGUGCUGAGAUUAUCCUGCUCACAGUUAUGGCCUAUGACCGCUAUGUAGCCAUCUGUAAGCCCUUGCACUAUGUGACUAUCAUGAACCAGCGUCUAUGCGGUCUUCUGGUAUUGCUGGCAUGGAUGUGUGGCUUUCUCCAUUCCACAGUUCAGAUUCUCCUUGUCUUUCAGUUACCCUUCUGUGGCCCCAACUUGAUGGAUCACUUUGUUUGUGAUUUUUACCCAUUGCUGGAACUUGCCUGUACUGACACCUUUGUUACUGGUAUCUUGGUAAUGGCCAACAGUGGGGUUAUAUGCCUGGUGAACUUCUUCAUGCUGGCUGCCUCCUAUGUCAUCAUCUUGCAUUCUCUGAGGUUCCACAGUGUGGAAGGGAGAAGUCGAGCACUCUCUACCUGUAGUUCCCAUUUCACUGUAGUUGUCUUGUUCUUUGUACCCUGCGUAUUCACAUAUGUACGACCCUUGUGUACUCUGCGUAUUGAUAAAACUGUGGCUAUAUUCUAUGGCAUUCUCACUCCUAUGUUGAACCCCCUGAUCUAUGCCCUAAGAAACUCAGAGGUAAAAAGUGCCAUAAGGAAAUUGUGCGGAUAA
Messenger RNA from Trichosurus vulpecula (common brushtail), 906 nucleotides. RefSeq names its product olfactory receptor 140-like. The transcript has a single exon. Gene Ontology annotation, biological process: G protein-coupled receptor signaling pathway. NCBI's taxonomy places the organism in Eukaryota, Metazoa, Chordata, Mammalia, Diprotodontia, Phalangeridae. Bases 1 to 906 code for a protein of 301 amino acids. The record is from RefSeq and is a predicted model, not a curated record. Gene Ontology annotation, cellular component: membrane. Gene Ontology annotation, molecular function: G protein-coupled receptor activity; olfactory receptor activity.